GAGACCCAGUCAGUGAGUGAACCAACUUUCCAGCGACUCAGCCAUCACGGUGCGAAACUUUUCUCUCCGUGCGCGUGUUGAAAUGAACCGACUCGCCGGCCGCGGACGGGGUUUAUGCGGGGAUAGACGGCCGUGGUAACGGGUUGAGGGGGGGCCGCCGGUCCGGCCCGGUGCCGGGAGCAGAAUAUGGGUCAGACCGCCGUGUCUGCCGUGUCUCAGCCUACGAGCGUUGAUGGGCUGGAGAAAUCAUCAUCUCUGGCCAGCUGUGAUGUGGUGGUAGACAGCGCCACCAAUACCCAGAAUGCCCCUGGAUCGCGGCAGCAGCGAGGCAAGCUGUCGUCGCUGGGAAAACUGUUCAAACCCUGGAAGUGGAGGAAGAAGAAGACCAGCGACAAGUUCCAGGAUCUUUCCAAAGUUCUAGAGAGGAAAAUCUCUACCAGACAAACGAGGGAAGAGCUGAUCAAGAAAGGAGUUCUCAUUCCUGAGCAAGAUGAAACGAUCAGCAGUGAAAAUCUGAAUGGACAUGCCACAUCCAGUUCGACAUCAGAGGAAGUCAAAGUGGACAUCGAAUCUCCAGAAACGCUGCCAGAGGAACCAGUCGCUGGGCCGGUCAGCGCUGAGGACAAAACAGAGAGGUGUGAUACUAAACCAACCACCCGGGCUACUCAGGUGCGGCAUCGAGACGUUCAGGCUAAAAAACAGCAAAGUGCCACACUGCCGUCCUCUUCCAAACCUGCCGGUGGCUCCGCAGCCACGAGGCACAAAGAUGGUGCCACGGGGACUAAAAAGACAGCUAAAACCACAGCCAAGACUGGCUCAGCCACACAAACUAAGGCUAACCCUCGGAGCACUAACACCACCAGUCGCGGUACUGCCAAAUCGUCGAAGAAGACGGGAAACACAACAAAAACCACCCCAACCUCCACUUCCACUCCCCGUUCUCGUGCGUCUAAGGACGCCGGCGCUGCAGCACAGUCUAACGGGACCGAUGCAAAGGUCAACCGGAAAUCAAAUCCUCCCACCUCUUCCUCUGUACUUCAGAAAGCCUCCGCAGAGACUCCUAGCCAGCCUGGGGAGGUCAAAUCCUCUCCCCUGUCUUCAGACACCAAGCCUCUCUCACCUACAGCCUCGGCCAAUGAGACAGAGGGAACUCAGGCUGCUUCUAAACCUGGUCUAGAGACUAAAUCUACUCCCGGUGCUUCUACCGCGAGUGAGGAGACCCCCAAAGGUGUGUCUCCUGAAACCACAGUGCAGUCUUCUCAUGUCAACACCACUACCGAGGACACAUCCUUCACAAAAGGGGAGACGAACAGCAGCUCACAGGAGGAGAAACAGGAGAGGAUGAAAGGAGAGGGAGGAGAAGAUGGAAAGAAGAGAGAAGUGGAGAGUGGUAGAGAGAACAGCCCGAGGUCAGCAGAGGGAACAGAAAAGCCGCAGGGCCUCAGCGUGAAUACAGAGCAGGCUGAGGUCACAGUGAUCCCUGAUAGGCCGAGAGACAGCCAGACUAGUGACUCGGACUCUGACGGACCAAUCCUAUACCGAGAUGAGGAUGAAGAGGAGGAGGACGAGUACACAACCAGCUCUCUGGCAAUGAAGAUCCGCCGACGAGACACCCUGAACAUUAAGCUGGGAAACCGACCCAGCAAGAAGGAGCUGGAGGAGAAAAAUAUUCUGCCACGAAGCUCCGAGACAGAGAGACACGAGCUACGCCAGCAGAUAGGCUGCAAACUAGUCAGGCGUCUGAGCCAAAGACCCACCACAGAGGAGCUGGAGCAGAGAAACAUCCUCAAGCAAAAGAAUGAAGCAGAGGAGAAAGAAGCCAAGCAAGAGAUUAAAAGGAGGCUCUCCAGAAAGCUGAGUGUGAGGCCUACAGUGGCAGAGCUCGUCGCUCGGAGGAUCCUGCGUUUUAAUGAAUACGUGGAGGUAACAGACGCCAAGGAUUAUGACCGACGGGCGGACAAACCCUGGACACGGCUUACUCCAGCUGACAAGGCUGCUAUCCGUAAGGAGCUGAAUGAGUUCAAGAGCCGAGAGAUGGAGGUUCAUGAAGACAGCAAACAGUUCACCAGAUUCCAUCGGCCCUAAAGGCUGUCACUGCCACCUGGACGUCAGCAGCACAAGCUCUCUGGUCCACAGCUCCCAGCAGUCUCCUGGCACUCCAGACCCCCAGUCCACAGCUCAGUUCACUUUGCUUUGGAAUCAGCCUUUUUCCCAGCAGAUAUUUUGGCUUGUCAUAGCCUGAUAACCUUAAACGUGGCUGCGUUACAUUUAGUAAAGCCAGUUACAGAGGCUUGUAUAGCUUAGCGGGACGUUUCAUGAAACUGAAACCGAAGUCAAAAUGUCUCCUGUGAAAAUGUUCUGCCUCUCCUGAUGGUAUGUAUUUAUGUCUAUAACGACAGCUACAGGUGUGUCUUAAGGCACCGGUGAAACAUUUGCACAUAUCUAUAGUCAGAACAGUGGUGUGUAUAGUGCUCUGAUCAGAAACAUUUAUUUAUUGUGGAGUAUCAGAACCAGCUGGUGUUUUUUUUUGUUUUGUUUUUUGUUUCUUUGUUUUUCGGUUCACUCCAGGCCUAAUGAGAGGUUGCAGGGAGGCAAAAAUUCCCCCUGUGGUAGUGAAUGUGGCUCAAGAGUACUUUAGAGUUUGUGUACUUGCCAAAGUAUGCCUAAACUGACAAAUGGCCAUAUAUGGUCAUCCUCCUCAGAACAGGAAGUGGGGGUGAUUGGACGGUGUCACGCUGAUGUCAGUGCCUAUGUCAUCGAUCGGAGGGCAGGAGAGGCGGUUUGUUCUGCUCCGAUGUGCCUCUAAGUUGAAUCGGAAAUACUGCAGUUCAUUUUUGGACAUGCUUACAGUAUAUUGCCACAAGAGGGCGUUAUAUCACAAGAGUUAUAGAAGGGGAUGAUGAUGGUUGUGGAGAUGAAGAAGUGUUACAUUUAUAACUGCUGAGGGAGGCUUUGAUAGUUAAGUGCAAUGGAAAUCACCCCUAUUCCAGCCAAUUCUAACCCCUCAGCACACCUCUGAUGAUACAUGAUGAUCGUGUACCGUCACAUAUCCUGUGUUGACUUAUUAAGUGCAAACCUCUGAUCACAAAGUGCUCGACUUGCUCUUUAGAGGAUCUCCUUCUUUUAUUUUUUUUGGCUACAGUUUUUCAUUUCAGGCUUUUGGCUGGGGCUCUUCACACAGUGGUGCCAAAGAAAAAGCAGGAAUUUGAUUGUACGUUCUGAACCGAAAGCUCACAGUUUGGAUUCCGUCGGGUGGACUUCUUAUAUAAAGGUUUUAGGAACAGAGAAUAGGCAGGGAAAGUUUAACCACUCACCUCAUUUUCCAUUUCCUUGAACAUGCUUUCGCAAUUUAGUCAAGUUGGUGUAUUUAUAGAGCACAUUUAAAAACAACAAAUGUUGACCAGAGCGCUUUAAUCUUUUAGCCUGUCACAGUUACAUAAGAAGAGGCUUCCUACCUGCUUUUACACCUUGCUUUAACAUGCGCCUUGAAUCCAGCAAUAUCAGUUUGUUUUUACCAACUUAAUCUGUUUUAAUUAAAUUGAUUAAAUAUGUUUUUUUUUAACUCUUAGAAAGAUGUUUAUAGGUUCAAAAUCCUGAACUGAGGAUUUCAUUUCAACCCUCUGAAACCCAGGCAGGUUAAAGGCAUUUUUUCCUCUUGUCACAUUUUUCAUGACUCACUGUAGGCUCAUUUUUUUGUGCAAUAUAAAGUCCUGCACUUCUAUUGAAACAGCUCAGCCAUGGCUUUUGUGCAGUAUGACAUAGACACAUUGCCAUAAAUCCUAAAAAAAAUCGAAAAUAAAAAAAACCACGUAUAACAUUUCCUCACGUCAACAUGUAAAUUGUGACUACACAUUAGAGAUAUUUUACUUGUUAAUUUUUUUUUUUUUUUCCAUUUGUCUCCUAUCUACUCUAAGCACAGCCUUCAGUUCAGUCUAAUUUAGACAACAAUUCUCUGAAUAUUUUGUCUUGUGACUAUUGGUCGCAGUGAGUUACUUCUGGCUUUUCUGUUCUGCUGAGAAAUGCUGAAUUUUUUUAGUUUUUUACAGAAUCUGCUUAGAGCAAGGGAGUUAUUUAUGUUUUAAAUAAAGUGAUUUUGAUGAAACACGAUUUUAAGCUUAGAUUUUAUUCUUUUUCCAGACAGAACAGCUCAUCACAAAUGAGCAGUUUACGGGAAAGAUGAAAAUCUUUUGCUUCCGUCUGGUUUUACAAUUUCACGCUGCGAUAAAUGCUGUAAUUUUGGCAGUUUUCUUUCAAACCGGCUUCUGUGAAUUUGGGCUUUCAGAGGGUUAAAUGUGUGGAUACACUUAAAUUUGUUGUGUGUGCGUUUAUAACUUCUUGUGGCUGAGGUGGUUUGGGUUGCUUUUCAUUUUUGGUGCAUUCAUAUGUAUUCUGCCUCUAAGUGCUUGUCAAGGUAAAAUCCAAAUACUCAGGAUGCAUGUUAAUGCAAAGUGUAAAGAGGAUCAGGUAAAAAUGUUCUCUGUCUGUGUUAUUGACCGAUUGUUUGGCUGAACUUUAGUAAUCUUUUAUCCCCCGGCCCACUUCCACUAGAGCGGAGAUGCUGGUUGAUGAGUGAUUGACAGAUCGAGCUCGCUGACCUCCAAAAGCCUGCGUUCUCAUAAUUGAGCCCCAACCUCCACAACACUCGUCAUUCCUGCAAAUAGUAGCUGAAAAGGGCAGAUUAAGUCUUUCUGCUUCUGAAUGUUGCGUGGGCUGUUAAAGGAAAUGAUGUACAGCGAAGGAAAAGAACCAACAGUAUUCAUUCAUGUUGAUGUUGUUAUAUAUUGAUUAUUUUGUACAGAAUGUAUAUCAAGCAUGUGCAUACAUUGAAAUCAGUUUUACUACCAAUAUGAUACAGUACAACUUUGAUGUGAAUGUUUUAGGCUCUAAGUGGUAUUUCUUAUUUUGAUUUUUAUCAUCCCCAGAUACUAAUUAAGAUAGAAGCAGUGCAGCUCACAUUUAGGUGUUGUUUCUGGACAGCAUAUCAAGCACAGCCUCCACUAAACCUCCCUGUUUCCUCGGCAGACCCCGGACAAGACAUAGUAUAGGUAGAGAUAACUCCCUCUGGUCAUUCUGUAUUCAGUUUAAAAGCAAUUUAAAUUCCUAUCUUGACAUCAAGGUUAGAAUUAUUUCCCCAGAUGUCCAUAGUUCACUCUGUACAAACUAGAAAUAAUAGUCCUAAACUCUGUUAUAAUUGCUGUAUCUACAUGUGUCCGAUUUUAAUCACAUUUCACAAAAUGUAGUUGCAUCAGUAAUUAAGUAGUAGCUGAAGAUCGACCGUAAAACAGACCAGAAAGCUCUUUUGAGUUUUCAGUGGCUCAGUAAAAGCCGAGCACCAUUAUGAAGAUGACAAAUACGUAACUGGUGACAUGCUAAAAACACUAUUUAGUAUUUCAGAGCGGUUCAUAAAUGGCAUGGCAGAGCAGACAAGCACAUAUAAAGACAUUUUCUGUGUUUUAAAUGUAUUUCUUAACAGCUUUAACUCUUCUAUGAAGCAUCCACAACUGCUGUAUUAAUGAAUACUUCUUAGCAUGAUUGCAAUUUAAAAUAAUGACAAAGUUUUUAGUCAGUUGUUGAUUUAACCCCAAGAAAGUCAUGUCUGUCUAUCGAAAUAAUAUAUUUUGUGUUUUUUUUCAAUGACAAUAUUCCUUUUCUGCCUUAAAAAAACUUAGAUGUAACUCUAAACCACUAAAAUUUGUCCCCUCCUCUCGUAGCUCGAGCACACCAGCUCGCCCAGCACUCUGCUCAAAACGCUUUAAAUCGACUCUAGGUUACACAGCCUGAAAACUGGCAGAAUUUUUUCCUUUAAACAUAAAAAAAAUCCUGAAAUAAAUACCAUAUGGAGAUAUUACCAAAGUAAAAAAACACAUUCAUAAAGCUAUAAAGACUUUAAAACCUCCUUGUGAAUCUAAUACUAUGAUAACACCAUGGAUGCUUCAAAGGAAAAGAUAUAAUUACACUUGAAAUGUCUUUACAUCAGCUUCUAUCUACAUUAUAUUGGUCUACACCAUUUAUGAAAUGUUUAUAUACUGCCUGUCAGUGCUAAAUAGUCAGGUUGAAAUAGUUUUAGGUGCUUUCCAGGCAGCAGCUUGGUAUUUUCUCUUCUAAUAUAGUGCACCUACAGUCCUGGUCUGGCCCAUUCCGAUGUUUACACUGGAGGCACUGAUGCAUAAGUCCAUAUUUUAAAUCCCAAACUAGGUAUGUCAGUGUUUAGUCUUAACCAGUCAAUCACAAAGACCAGGUCCUGUAAAACAACAUAAAUGGCUGCAGUCUGUUUCAUCUCAUCGUUAUGGGAAAUGCAAACCAAUCUGUAAAUCUUCAGACAGUAAGACCCAAAGAAGCUUUAAAGCCGCCCCACAUUUCUCAACAUUAUCGCUCAGACCGAAUUUCUAAAAGUAUUUCUCUGAGAUUCCAGUCGAUGCGUCAUAAAAUGUGCCCCGUUAGGAAUAAUUCACGAUGCUGUCCAGUUCUACCAGGUAAUAAUAAUGUUUACAUUUGAGAAGGUCUGCUGUUGUAAAGGUGCUCGAGGAUCCUUAAUCACUUGGGAGUUGAAAAACAGUCCCUAACUUCAGACUCGAGCCGUAGUCAGUCUGAUGCUGCUGUCGUCUUGAAUCGUCUCUUGAUCGUGGUAAAAUUCACCGUAAUUUGCUGCAGAUUGUGUCACGCUGUAAAUCUUUUGAUGUUAAAUGUAGGAACAGUCAGAAAAAAUGGAUGCAUUUUGUGCUCAGAGCAGCAAAGACCCAGAACUGGAUUUUUUUUUUCUUUUCACAUGAGCUCUAAACACCUUUUACUGUAUGUUUGACAUAAACAAUUCAUCAAGCUAUACAAUGAUGUUACACAUUAUAUCUCCAGAACAGCUACUGUUAAAACUGUGUAUAGUGUUUUUUUUGUAUAUAAAGAGUCCCGAAAAAUCA
Amphiprion ocellaris (clown anemonefish) is the source of this 6911-nucleotide messenger RNA. RefSeq names its product phosphatase and actin regulator 2 (gene phactr2). Gene Ontology annotation, molecular function: actin binding. Gene Ontology annotation, biological process: actin cytoskeleton organization. The record is from RefSeq and is a predicted model, not a curated record. NCBI's taxonomy places the organism in Eukaryota, Metazoa, Chordata, Actinopteri, Pomacentridae. The transcript is spliced from 13 exons. Bases 187 to 2085 code for a protein of 632 amino acids.